GUUUUACUAACGAUGUCGAAAUUCUGCCGCGAAUGCGGGGCACCGCUGCAUGGUCGGCGGUUCUGCUCGCAAUGUGGCGUCCCAGCCGUGGCAUCAUCCUCUGAUAUACCGACGGUAGUCUCCGCGACGUCGUACACUGCUCCGCCCACGCAUCUGGCACCACCCUCUCCCAGAACGAACAAGAAGCGAUCGGGGUCCGUUGAUGUUCCAGACAUGGCGACUGGCGACGAAGCCACGUCCAUUUACAAACGUGUGGUUGCCACCGUUCGCGGCACCCACUUCGGCGAGCAUGCAGAUGAUACUGUGAAAGCGUUCAAGAAGGACUGCAAGCAGUAUGGUUCCGGGGGCAUUUCCGCUGAGGUAUUCGAGGCGAACCUUCGAGUAUACCUUGGUGACUUCAUGAUGGACACGAUGAUGCCACAACUGGUUCGACUCAUCCCAGAUGAUGAGAAGCGAGCAGAACUCCUUGCAGUCUACCGCGACAACGCCAAAUCGAAAGCCCCCAAGUCUCGGCCCGCCACCAUUGGGUCAACGUCGGAGCGGCAGAUGUCGCUGGCGUCUCGCCCGUCAUGGACUCCUAAGCCUGAGGACGUGGACGCUCCGUUGGCCGAACGAAGCGGCAAUACAGGCAGCAUCAAGUCGGUCUUCAAAAAGUUAUCUGGGCCGAGCAUAUACGGCAAGCACGCGAUUUGUGAGAUGUGUACAACCAAAUUCGAUUUACGCAACAGGCGGCACCAUUGCCGCAAGUGCGGCAAAGCCGUGUGUCAAUCUUGUUCGCCUGCGUAUAUGCUGAUCCCCGAGGGCUUCCAGCACGAAGGCGCCAAAGGGUACGAUGUCGCCGUGCCACAACGUGUGUGCACACUGUGCGCGCCAAUCUUGCAGCCCCUCCAGGCACGCCUCGAAGCAACGUUCGCCAACUGCCACCAAGGCGGUCCCCCUCAGUCGUCGCCUGAAGCCUUACCAACGGAUCGUGGCUGGUUCAAGUCCCUUCCGGUCCACCAGUCACUUGCCAACGAAUGUGAAGCCGCCCGCGAUAUGCUCCGACAGUUCUUCCUCACGUCGCCGGCGGAAAAGCGCAUUCCCGUCGCGUUCCUCGAACGGGCACACGGUCUCGCGUUUCUCACCGUUGUCAAAGCGGGAUUGCUCGUGACGGCCAAGAUGGGUUCUGGCAUUGUAGUCGCCCGCCUGGGCGACAACUCGUGGUCCGCGCCAUCGGCCAUCGGGACCGCCGGCAUCGGCGGGGGACUCGAAGGUGGUGGCGAAGUCGUGCAGGUUUUGCUCAUUCUUUCGUCAGCGCAAGCUGUGUCAGUCUUCUUCCAGACCCAACUGACGCUCGGCGCUGGACUCGACUUGGCGGUAGGUCCAUACGGCCGAUCCGCUCUCGCUCAGGCAGCUAUGGGCAAAGGCAACGGCGGCCUUGGGGUGAACUACAGCUAUAGCCACAGCCGCGGGUUUUUCGCUGGUAUUUCAUUGCACGGUGCCGUCAUCAGGUGCCGCGAAGAUGCGAAUCGAGCGUUCUAUGGCCGCCACGUCACCCCCUCGGAGAUUUUGACUGGCGCUGUCCCGCCACCUCGCGCGGCGCACGGUGUGUAUGAAGCAAUCGGCGAUGCCAUGCUCUUGUGCGAAGAAUACCGUGCUGAAGAGGCCAAGCCGCGUGUGGCGUCGUGCGUCACGUCAGGCUGCCCCUGUGAAAAGUUCCGGGCAAGGUCGUACUCGACCAUGUGCGCGAACUGCGGCCAUUCCCAUCAACUGUGACGCAACCAUUGCCCUUACAACCAACCCUUGGCAAACAGCGUAAAAUUGAAAUAUAUCAACGGAAUCCCUCGA
Aphanomyces invadans is the source of this 1827-nucleotide messenger RNA. RefSeq lists its product as hypothetical. The record is from RefSeq and is a predicted model, not a curated record. The transcript has a single exon. Gene Ontology annotation, molecular function: phosphatidylinositol binding; metal ion binding. Bases 13 to 1755 code for a protein of 580 amino acids. NCBI's taxonomy places the organism in Eukaryota, Oomycota, Saprolegniomycetes, Saprolegniales, Verrucalvaceae.